AUGGCUCACCUCCAAGCCUUCGCCAGGCCCAACGGCUUCGCCGUGAUCCGACGUAAUGCCGGCAACUAUAGAGAUUUCGAUGGAGUCAAGAAGCCUACGCGCUACAGAGUUCGCUGUGACAAAGAUGCUAUUCGCGCCUCCGGGAGCUACGGUACCCGCAAGGCUGGCACCCAGAAGAACAACUGUCCUUAG
Messenger RNA from Ilyonectria robusta, 192 nucleotides. RefSeq lists its product as uncharacterized. The transcript has a single exon. Lineage: Eukaryota; Fungi; Ascomycota; Sordariomycetes; Hypocreales; Nectriaceae. The record is from RefSeq and is a predicted model, not a curated record. The coding region runs from base 1 to 192 and encodes 63 amino acids.